AAUAACCUCCAACGCACGGCCACCUUACCCGAGGUCCCACGACUUGGCCUAUCCGAGGCCGCCUCGCGCCUUCUCACGAUGCCCUCUCCGGCCUCAGGGGGGAGUAUAUAAGUCGACAUGGAAGUCAUCCAGAAUGCCACUUCAGCACUCGUCACCGUCAACAGCAGUCAGCUCAUACAACCCGCCAUGUAUGCUCUCUCGUCUUUCGUGCUUCUCGGCAGCUGUGCCUUCCAAUCGGUCUUUGGCCGACCUGAUGUGUCGCGCGCGCGACGCGAAGGAGUGCUGCUCCAGCGCGCCGUGAAUGACUUCAUCGCCACCGAGGAGAAGAUCGCCAUAGAUCAGCUGCUGUGCAAUAUCGGUUCCGGCGGCUGCAAUUCACAAGGCGUGGGCUCUGGACUGGUCAUUGCGUCACCCUCCAAGUCUGAACCUGACUACUGGUAUACCUGGACCCGAGACUCUGCACUUGUCUUCAAGGCCGUAGUCGAAAGAUUCGCCAACAAGUAUGAUGGAUCUCUCCAGACGGAGAUUGUCAACUACAUCAUUUCACAGGCUAAGCUGCAAACCGUUUCCAACCCAUCCGGUGAUUUGUCAGACGGUAGAGGUCUUGGCGAAGCCAAGUAUCAUGUCGAUGGAUCUGCUUUCACCGAUGGUUGGGGGCGUCCGCAGCGUGAUGGCCCAGCUCUUCGGGCUAUUACCAUGAUUGGAUAUUCGAACUGGCUGAUAGCGAAUGGCUACACCUCAACAGCUAAUAGUCUCGUCUGGCCUAUCAUUCGCAACGAUCUUACUUACGUUGCGCAAUACUGGAACCAAACUGGGUUUGAUUUAUGGGAGGAAGUGAACGGCAGCUCGUUCUUCACUGUUGCGGCACAACACCGUGCCUUGAUCGAAGGCAGCGCUCUUGCCAAGACUCUGGGAUCAAGCUGCAGUGCUUGCGAUGCCAUCGCGCCUCAGGUUCUGUGCUUCCUACAGACUUUCUGGUCUCCCUCCAGCGGAUAUGCGCUCGCCAACAUUAACGUCAACAACGGCCGAUCCGCCAAAGACGCAAACGUAAUUCUGGGAUCCAUUCACAACUUUGAUCCAGCCCUCGGCUGUGAUGCUGCAACUUUCCAGCCAUGCAGCGACCGGGCCCUGGCUAGCCACAAGGUCAUUGUGGAUUCAUUCCGCUCCAUCUAUACCAUCAACGCGGGCAUCCCCGCCGGCUCUCCUGUUGCAGUAGGCCGAUACCCUGAAGACACAUACUACAACGGCAACCCUUGGUACCUGAACACGCUUGCGGCGGCUGAGCAGCUGUACGACGCGCUCUACGUUUGGCAGACCAGCGGCUCCAUUGCAGUAACGUCAACUUCUCUGCCGUUCUUCAAGGCCCUUGUGCCUUCCGUAACUGCCGGCACAUAUGCGUCAAGCUCUGACAUGUAUGCAACGAUAUACAAUGCCGUAUUCCUCUACGCCGAUGGAUUCGUCGACAAGGUCUCGCAAUACGCGCAAUCGAACGGCUCAAUGGCUGAGCAGUACGACAGAAACACUGGCGCCCCCCUAUCUGCUCGAGACUUGACCUGGUCCUAUGCCUCUUUCCUAACUUGCGUGGCCCGCCGCGCAGGCGUUGUGCCAGCAGGAUGGGCUGGCACGAACCCAGCAGCGACCUCAGUCCCAGGUGUCUGUCGCGCCACGUCUCAGGCUGGAUCCUACUCGACCGUAUCUGUCACGGCCUUCCCCGCAAGCCAAACCCCCAACGGCGAGGUAACUCCAUCAGUCUCAUUCACGAUUCCCACAGCCACGGUUUCAAGACCUUCGACGACAAGUGGAAGUUGCUCACAAGCGACGGCUGUCUCGAUGUCCUUCACAGUCCGCAAGGUUACGAACUAUGGCCAGACCGUCAAGAUCGUCGGCAACACAAACCAGCUCGGUAACUGGGACACGAGCAAGGCAGUGGCUCUAAGCGCUUCGCAAUAUACCUCGAACAACCCCAUAUGGUCCGGCACGGUCACACUUACACCCGGCCAGAACUUCCAGUACAAGUACAUCGUGGUCAACACGGAUAACUCCGUCGUCUGGGAGGCGGAUCCUAACCGCUCGCAUUCUGCUCCUUCCGGAUGCACUUCGACAUCAACGAGGUCUGACACCUGGCAAUGAAAAGCGAGUAAGGGCCUCGGUAGUCACAUAGUAUGAGUAUGUUAUGUUACCUGAGGCGAACUGAGAUUUGGUUAGCGUAAACCAAUAACUCGUGUAGGAAAGUUGUUAAAGAUAGAGUUUGAGAUCGGGAUCUAUAUACCUACCUACCUACCUAAAGAUCACGUCCCUAAGCC
Xylaria bambusicola is the source of this 2303-nucleotide messenger RNA. RefSeq names its product family 15 glycosyl hydrolase. Gene Ontology annotation, biological process: polysaccharide catabolic process. The transcript is spliced from 4 exons. Gene Ontology annotation, cellular component: fungal-type vacuole. Gene Ontology annotation, molecular function: starch binding; glucan 1,4-alpha-glucosidase activity. The coding region runs from base 118 to 2130 and encodes 670 amino acids. The record is from RefSeq and is a predicted model, not a curated record. Lineage: Eukaryota; Fungi; Ascomycota; Sordariomycetes; Xylariales; Xylariaceae.